AUGUAUAAGAUGGAUUACUCCUACCUGAACUCCUAUGACUCCUGCAUGGCGGCCAUGGAAGCGUCGGCCUACGCGGACUUCAGCUCGUGCAGCCAGGCCAGCUCCUUCCAGUACAACCCGAUCCGGAGCGGACCCUUCUCCAACCCGGGCUGCACCCCGCUCAGCACGGCCAGCUGCACCCUGGGAGCCCUGCGAGAGCACCAGCCCACACCUUACUCCUCAGUCCCUUACAAGUUUUUCUCGGACCCCUCCGGCCUGAACGAGAAGAGGAAGCAGCGGCGCAUCAGGACCACCUUCACCAGCUCCCAGCUUAAAGAGCUGGAGCGGGUCUUUGCCGAGACCCACUACCCGGACAUCUACACCCGAGAGGAGCUGGCCCUGAAGAUAGACCUGACCGAGGCCCGGGUACAGGUGUGGUUUCAGAACAGGCGCGCGAAGUUUCGUAAGCAGGAGCGCGCAGCCAACGCCAAAGCCAGCAGCUCCGGUGGCACCUCGGGCAGCACCAGCGGCAGCAGCUCCGGCGGGAAAAAGGGCGGAGAGCCGAGGUCCUCAUCGGACGACGACGAGUCCAAAGAAUCCACCUGCAGCCCCACGCCUGACAGCACGGCCUCCCUGCCAGGCUCGGCCAACGGGAACUUGGGCAGCCCCGCCAGCCUGAGCCCCAGCCCGGUCCCUGCCAACAGCGGCUACGCUAACACCUCCAGCUCUCCGGUUCUCCAGGGGCUGAAGCCGCCCAGCUGGUCCAGCCUGGGGCCGUCCAACCCGGCCGUGGCUCAGCCCGCUGCCCAGACUCAGGAGAUUCUGAAGGCCUGGCAGCCGGCGGACAGUAUGACCGGGCCCUUUGCUGGAGUCCUGUCCUCCUUCCACAGAAAACCCAACCCCACCAUCAAGACGAACCUGUUCUGA
This is a messenger RNA of Chelmon rostratus (copperband butterflyfish), 906 nucleotides long. It is a transcript of the gene phox2a, whose product is annotated as paired like homeobox 2A. The record is from RefSeq and is a predicted model, not a curated record. The transcript has 3 exons. Bases 1 to 906 code for a protein of 301 amino acids. Gene Ontology annotation, molecular function: RNA polymerase II transcription regulatory region sequence-specific DNA binding; DNA-binding transcription factor activity, RNA polymerase II-specific. Gene Ontology annotation, biological process: regulation of transcription by RNA polymerase II. NCBI's taxonomy places the organism in Eukaryota, Metazoa, Chordata, Actinopteri, Chaetodontiformes, Chaetodontidae.